CAUCCAACAGAAAAUCAUGCAACUUUGGAAAGCCCCAGUUUGCUUUUAUGUAAAGGUUUGUCACCAUCGGAAUUUUCUUUACACGAAUGUUUAUCGUAGUUGUUUUCACGUCAAAGUACAAUUCGCUGCCAAUGUGUACGUGCAGGAUUCAUAGGUGUGUGUUUUAAUUAGAGCCCGUGCGCUACUGAGGUGUCAGUGAUGCGCUGAACGCGCCGCGCCAGCAGUGCGUCUCUACUCCGCGCGCGCGCCUCUCCUCGCGUCCAGGUGUCACAUUCUUCGGAUGCUUCUUAUCAUUUGAACCCGAGAACGAAUCACCAUGACGGACUCCUCUUCUGUUGCUGACCCCACUUCUAAUCCCGUGGAUCCCGGCCCCGGUGCUGGUUCUGUUCCGUUUCCAGCGGUGGUUGAUCCAGCGAUGUCUCCUGCAAACGGACAGCAGCCGAACCCAGCCGACACUUUCAGCAUGGAGCAGCAGAUGAAAAUGGGCGAAACGGACGAUAACGGUCUCCUGGAAAGCAGCAUGCGUCUGAAACCCCACGAGGCUCAGAACUACAGAAAAAAGGCAUUAUGGGUAUACUGGGUGUCCAUCGUGGUGACUUCGAUCCUUGCCAUCGCUGCGUUCACCGUUUCAAUAAUGCGACACAGCGCGUCUGCAUUUGGGUUUGCAUUUGACGCCACCCUCGACGUCCUCUCUUCCAUGAUAGUGCUUUGGCGAUACAGCAACGCUGCAGCCGUGCAUUCGGCACACAGAGAGUACAUAGCGUGUGUUAUUCUUGGGGUGGUGUUUAUCCUGUCUGCCAUCACUAUUCUGGUGAAAGCCAUCCAUGAUCUCGUCACAAAGCUUCAACCUGAAGUGGAUGAUUUCCUGUACAGCGUGUCUGUUAUCAGCGGUGUGGUUUGCACGAUUCUGUCCGUCUUUAAGUUCAUGCUGGGGAAAGUCCUCACCAGCAGGGCCCUCAUCACCGACGGUUUUAACUCUCUGGUUGGAGCUAUAAUGGGAUUUUCCAUCCUAAUCAGCGCCGAGGUGUUUAAACACGAGCCCAGCGUUUGGUAUCUGGAUGCUUCCAUCGGCUUUCUCAUGGGACUGAUCAUUCUCGCCUACGGAGUCAAGCUGUUGAAGGACAUGGUCCCGCGCGUCAGGCAGACGAGGCAUUACGAACGUUUCGAGUAGGAUUCUGUGAAGACGAAACAUCUCGAAACAAUCCCGUGGAGAUUC
Molecule: messenger RNA, 1216 nt
Organism: Triplophysa rosa
Lineage: Eukaryota; Metazoa; Chordata; Actinopteri; Cypriniformes; Nemacheilidae
Gene: tmem163b
Product: transmembrane protein 163b
Exons: 8
Coding region: 317-1171 (284 amino acids)
Biological process (GO): transmembrane transport; monoatomic cation transport
Cellular component (GO): synaptic vesicle membrane
Molecular function (GO): monoatomic cation transmembrane transporter activity; zinc ion binding
Source: RefSeq, a predicted model, not a curated record